AUGGACGGGCUUGACCCGAACUCACCGGAGGUAGAUGGUAAGGUUGAAUCCACAUUUGCACCGUAUGGUAAGUCUUUCACUACUCGGCCACAAGGUUUCCUCGAUGGUAACCGGAACAACUACCUGCCCAUCUGGCUCCAAGAAGCAGGCUACAGUACCUACUAUACCGGCAAGCUUUUCAAUGCACACACUGUCGAAAAUUACGAUAAGCCUCAUGCCGCCGGCUGGACCUCUUCUGAUUUCCUUCUCGACCCUUUCAUUCGUGAAGGAACUUACAAUACCGAUGACCUCUCCGAUAAGACCAUCAACUACAUUCGGGAGGCGCAUGCUGCUGGCAAGCCAUUCUUCAUCGGUAGUGCCCCCAUUGCCCCCCCCCCCAUACCGAAGUUGUCCCGCACCCGGGUACAUACAAACUGGACGAUCUCUCCAACGGACCCCGGCAUUCAACCUCUUAUCCUGCCUCCGAAGCCUGCUAAACGCCACGCCGACAUGUUCCGCCAUCUAAAGGUCCCCAGGACACCCAACUUCAACCCAGAAGAGCCGAGUGGUGUCAACUGGGUAGCACAACGCCCUCAGCUGAACCAGACUUAUAUCGACUACGGCGAUGAUUUAUUUCGCUUGCGUUUGGAGUCUCUGCAGGCUGUUGAUGAAACGGUUGACAGAAUUGUCAAAGAGCUCGAGUCUCUCGACAUCAUGGAUAACACCUACAUCAUCUACACGAGUGACAACGGCUAUCACAUCGGCCAGUAUCGCCUUUCACCUGGAAAGCAGUGUAGGUUUGAGGAAGAUAUUAAUGUUCCGCUUCUUAUUCGUGGGCCAGGAGUUCCCAAGGGUGUAGUCAGUGAUGCCAUGACAAGCCACACCGAUCUCGCAACGUCCAUCUCUCGCAUGACGGCAAUCAAGCCACGACCUGAGUUUGAUGGUCUAGCGGUGUCACUCACUGAAGAUGAACUUGAGCGAGCCACUCAGAGCCGUGCUGAACACGUUGGUAUUGAGUUCUGGGGUCUGGCAGUUGAUGAGGGAAUCGAUAGUAAGUGA
Molecule: messenger RNA, 1038 nt
Organism: Fusarium odoratissimum NRRL 54006
Lineage: Eukaryota; Fungi; Ascomycota; Sordariomycetes; Hypocreales; Nectriaceae
Exons: 5
Coding region: 1-1038 (345 amino acids)
Molecular function (GO): N-acetylglucosamine-6-sulfatase activity; glycosaminoglycan binding
Source: RefSeq, a predicted model, not a curated record